AUCAUUGAAACUUUGAAUAACUUUAAUUUAAUUUUACUCCGCAACAUCGUUGAAUUAGAGAAUUUCUUUUUCUUCAGUCACGCGUUCUUUUUUUUCAUGUUUUUCCUGUUUAAAAAUCCAUCAAGAUUAUGAAAUUUUGAAUCUCUCGUCUCUCCCUCUAUCCAACGAUUAUCGGUCGGCCAAGGAUUGACAGACGGUUGACAGCUGUUCUCUCGGCGCCGCGAACAUGGCCGCCGAGAAAUCGAUAGACGAGCGAUGUGGGGAAUUGAAUUUAAUCCCGCGUCGCCGUGACAGCGUCUCUCCCCACGGGACGUGACCUCACGACCGUCGUCCGUGAACGUGCCGUUUCACCAUCGAACACAACACAUCGACGCGGGGAUUGUUUCUGCGCGCGCGCGCGCACCACCGUCGCUACCGUUCAGCUGAUCCGCGGAUGACGGGUGAAAGUGCUCCGAAUAGCCGUCGAGCUGUAAAGACGCGGGGCUGAUUCGACGCGAUGCGCCGGGCCCGAGGAGAUCGGCCGUAUCGAGAAUUCCUAAUGUAAAUGCAGAUAGCGUAGCGCAUCAAUGGAGCCUCUUUCGGAACUCAUCGAAGGGAUUGAAUUUUCGACAGCUGUCCAGUGUUUGAAACUUCUUGUUCUUGUCACACAUAUGCAGUGUGAUAAUAUGUAACAGUGUGUGCUACAAUAUGUUCUAUUGUUGACAUCCAUCAAGGGAAAAUUGUUGUUUGGACAAUUCCAUCUUUAAUAUGGACAUUGAAAACUUUCUCUUGCAUGUACAUAGUGCGAUAUUAUUUAUGUAACACUCUACAUUUGGAUACGUGCUACUCUUAAUAUUUAUUGAGGGAGAGACUACGUUCUCAACAGCAGUGAAUCUAAUAUGGACAGUCUGCAACUGGUUCUGGUAGCCGUCGUUACAUUUAUCUGCGGUAUAAUAUGUACCCUGGCAUUGCAGUUUUACCUAUUCAAGAGGUAUCUGGAUUCGGGGCCUCAAGCCACUCCGCCGCAAAGGCAGCUGCAGCAUGGCAAGGCGCAGUUACCUAAGGAGCUGGUGGAACAGCUGCAGGAGGAACGGGCGAACAGCAACAACAGCAUGUCUCGUCAGGCGAUGUCUCAGGGCAAUGAAAACCUGGCCAUAAAUCUCACACUGCAGUUCCUCUUCAAUGAGCUGCGAAGCGCCGAGCGAGUGCGUUUGUGGCUUUAUAGGAAGUUAAAUAACGAAUUCAAAGAACUGUUGACGCAGUCGACAACCGCAAAGCUGUUAGAUAGCGUGAAAUUGAGAGACUUGAAUCUCGGCACGCAAUUUCCGACGAUAAAAGGCUUAGAAGUUGCGGAUUCGAAAAUUGACGCCGACACGGGUCUGCUGGAAUCUCUGGACUUGGCCUUAGAUUUACAUUACUCAGGAAACUUUCAGUUGUCUAUAGAUGUUAAGAUGCUGCUCGGUAAAACAGCCUAUCUGGCGUUACAAGUAAAACGUAUCAGCGGUAAAGCUAGGCUACAGUUUACUCGCGUACCUUAUACACACUGGUCGUUGAGUUUCUACUCGGAUCCGACCUUGGAAUUGGAAGUGCAGUCACAGUUCCAAGGUCGUCAGUUACAGCCACAAAUAAUUUCGAUCAUCACAAGUCAGAUUAGGAGAGCGGUGAAGCGGAAGCACACUCUACCUCGUUACAAAAUGCGUUAUAAGCCCUUCUUCCGAAGAUUAAAUGACGAAGCCGUGGAUCUCUCAGAGGUCGUCAGUACUCAGCUCACACCAGGAUACUUGGAGGUUGUACUGUUGGAGAUCAGCAGGCUAAACCUCGCACCUAUUGCUCUCAAUAAUAGCGAAGAUGUGUCGCAGGUGGAGAUAUAUUGCAUCAUGAGCGUGGACUCUAUGCCAUGGGUAUACCUGACACAGUACAGCGGUGUUCCAUACAUGGUACUUGAUUUAAUCAUCAGCAAGGUUGCCUCUCAACAGUUAGGUGUAGUGUUUAAACAGGAAGUCGUACCGGAGGUUGGCCAAAUGUGUGUGCUGGUGGAGACCAUAGUGUCUGGCAGUCCGGCGGCGAUCGCUGAGAUGAAGAAGGGCGAUAUUUUAGUAGCAGUAGACGGCAAGAAGGUGUCGAGCAUGAACCAAGUGGCGAAAUUUGUCAAGACCGCCGUACAGCGGCGCUUCAUCAUCAGGGUGGAGAGGCGGCACUCAAAGGCGGAUUCGAGCGAGAGAGGACAGAAAAUGGACGGCGAGAGGACAUCUUUUAUCGAGAGGAAGACAUCGAAAAGUGAUUCUGUAGGCAGGAUGGACAGCCCCUGCACAGAGGACGCUGGAAAGAUGAAGUUUGAGACGCAGAUCAAGUUUUCCGAUCUUCGGGAUUCCGACAAUGAUCUUACGGACUCUCGGUCGGACACCAGCAAGCUAUUUAAGAGAAGAAAAAGCAGCAUACAGAUAGAAGAUACUGCUCAGACGCCUGACACUACACCGUCUCGACGGAUCUCAACGAUCUCCAUAUCAUCGGCGUCGUCUAGCAACGCUCAAUUUUAUCUUCCGGACGAGAGUAAUGCGACCAGUAUUGCCGAUCUGUGCUACAACACGAAGGAGAAACCGUACGCUUCUCUAAUCGCCUUUGAAGAGACCAAAAGCUUCCAAGUCGAUUCUGAAUUGCAAUACUUGAACGUGGGCGUGUGGGGUCGUGCGAAGGGAAGCGAGAUGUCAUCGAGAUUAUUAGGCUAUAUAAACGCGCCUGUAAAAUUGAUUCUGGCACAGUGUUGCACUUCCACGACCGGGCAUUACUUGAAAUGUCAUGCCUUAUUGCCGCCAGAAAGUGUUUCGCUAGCGACAUCCUAUAUAAGACUGCAGGGAUAUUCGGGAUUCGAUCCAACGCUCUGUUACGGCGAUAUUCUGCUGUCGUAUGUGUGGGAAUCCUGUCGGCCAGGCAAUCAUACAGUCAGUGAUUCCGGAAAGAAAGAUAACGCGGAAACUGCCAAAAUACAACCAAUUCCGAGCGAUGAAGUCACCGAUAGAAAGAUGCACGAUUUCAUCAGGACGCACUUUCAUAGAGCGACACACUGCGAUUUCUGCACGAAAAAGAUUUGGCUAAAAGACGCUGUGCAAUGUCGGGACUGCGGCAUGGUGUGUCACAAGAAGUGCGAAACACGCUGCCAGGCGUCCAGCACGUGUGGCGCAGAGAGCCUAGCAACCCUGGCGCUGGAGGCAGACGAGAUCGAGCCGAAUGCUAUCAUCGGGGACAUCUCAAGCCCAGAGAUCUCUCUGACCGGAUGCGAAGAUAAUGUGCAGGUACUCAAGACAUAGAACCUUAGGGCGUUUCGUUAUUCGCGAGAGUAAUCGGCGUAACGUUUCGAAUUCUUUGUUACGACAUACGAUGCUCACGUAUGAGUCAGCAGAUUCGGACCGGGAGGAAAGAAAGCGCUUAAUCUUUGAGAUCAAAUAUCUUCAUAAUUGAACAAAAUUUUAAUAAAAAUUUGUUAAGAAAAAUCGGAUUCUCACAUUUGUCUAAGGAUCUGUAAAUGAAAAGAAACAUGUGUGUGUGUGCACGUAUAUAUAUUCAAAAUUAUUUUAUUAAACAGUAUAUAUAAUCGUGUUCUAAA
Molecule: messenger RNA, 3580 nt
Organism: Formica exsecta
Lineage: Eukaryota; Metazoa; Arthropoda; Insecta; Hymenoptera; Formicidae
Product: PDZ domain-containing protein 8-like
Exons: 7
Coding region: 879-3284 (801 amino acids)
Biological process (GO): mitochondrial calcium ion homeostasis
Cellular component (GO): mitochondria-associated endoplasmic reticulum membrane contact site
Molecular function (GO): protein binding; lipid binding
Source: RefSeq, a predicted model, not a curated record